ACCUGGCUGAACUGGUGGACCCCGCUGGCCUGAUCCUGGAUCAGAGUGGUCUACUCUGUCCCCUGGGGGUUCAGACGCUCUGCUCAACUUCGUCAAGGCCCAGUACAAAAACCCGAUGAUCUACGUGACAGAGAACGGGGUGUCGGAGAAGAUCACGUGCACUGAGCUCUGUGAUGACUGGAGAAUACAGUACUACAAGGACUAUACCAACGAGAUGCUUAAAGCCAUCAAAGACGGAGUGAACGUGCGCGGCUACACCGCCUGGUCUCUGCUGGACAAGUUUGAGUGGGACGAGGGCUACUCCGAGAGGUUUGGCCUAUACUACGUAGACUUCAGGAACAAGAAUAAACCACGUUACCCAAAAGCCUCGGUUCAGUACUACAAACGCAUCAUCAGCUCCAACGGAUUCCCCAACCAGAGAGAGGUGAGAGCACGGAUCAUUACCACCCAGUGUCUAUAUACUAGCUCCUCAUUUCAGUUAGAUCUUUAAUACAAUCAUAUAAUACACACAUUACAACAGGUUGAUAUUAAAUAUAAAAACAUGGAAAUGUACAUAGUUCUCCUGGUAGAAAUGGAUAUACGUUGCAAAUAGAGCAUUCCAUA
Molecule: messenger RNA, 603 nt
Organism: Salvelinus sp. IW2-2015
Lineage: Eukaryota; Metazoa; Chordata; Actinopteri; Salmoniformes; Salmonidae
Product: lactase-like protein
Biological process (GO): carbohydrate metabolic process
Molecular function (GO): beta-glucosidase activity
Source: RefSeq, a predicted model, not a curated record